AUGUGUAGUAAAUGAUGUGUUUAUAUUGGUGGGAGAGUUUGUUCGGUUUGAAUGAGUGAAAGAGAGGAAGAGUUUGAAGAAGUCAACCGUUUCUAUGCGUCUGAAGAAACUUUUUUUCCCGGUGAUUGGUUGACGUACGCAGAAACGUUAGAAGCACAGGAAGAGUUUGGAAUUGAUAUAGACGACGGAAGUUCACUGGAAGAGUAUGUUCCUCUCAGGUCUGCUGAACAAGCUACAGCAGGAUUGGACAGUAAUUGGGCAGGUUUGGAGUGGUUGGACCGUGAAGUUUGCGAGUUGCUAGAAGUGAAGGCUGAAGAAGCUGCUGUUGGGAGAGACGUUCAAGGAAUCCCUUGGUAUCAACUUCCAUAUUCAAGAGAGGAUUUUCGUCGUUUCAGGCUACAACAGAAUUUGUCGGAGAAGCUUACAAGGAAUGAAGUAUUCGAUGACCGCAGCAAAGCCACUUGUGACUUUUGCAACCCGUCUACUUCUUGUUUUUUUCGUUUCUUUCAUUUCACCCGUAGAGUCCGCUGUUCAGUUUCUCACUAUCAACUGAGACAUUUGGUAUGGGCGCCACAUCCACACCUAGUUUAUACACAACAUGAAAGAACUGUCGCUCGUUGGGAUGUUUUGAGAAGACAGAGGAAGAGUGUGUUGCACUACUCACAGCUUCAGGGAACUUUCAUUGAAAGUGGCGCCAUGAGUAUGUGUGUAGGACAGAAUAUCCUCGUUCUCGGAGGCCGUUGUGGAGAAUUAGCGUUGUUUGACUUGGCAAAUAGAAAGAUUCUAACGGAGUUCUAUUCUUCAGAAGAUGACAGUGCCAUCGUGAACGCACUUACUAUUGUAGAAGAUAGCAACAGUAUGUCUGGCAAACUUUAUUGUUGCAGUAAUGACUGCUUUGUUCGAUUUUAUAACCUUUCUCGUUUGGAAUUGGAGAGAAGGAUCCAGUUUCCGUUUGCAGUUAAUCAUGCCAGUCUUCAUCCCGAUGGCAGUUUGCUUGUUGUUGGUGGUGAUGAUACGCGAGUUCUUCUCUACGAUCUUAGAGCCGAUUGUGUAGCUCAGACGCUUUAUGGACACAGUGAUUAUACAUUUUCAACCUCAUGGCAUCCUGACGGUAUUUUCGUCGCCACUGGUAAUCAAGAUUUGACUUGCCGCAUUUGGGAUAGCCGAAUGUCGGAGAAGGGACCUGUUCAUACUCUUCCAGCAAGAAUGGAUGCUGUGCGUUCAGUUCAGUUUUCGCCAAAUGGAAGAUAUUUCGCGAUGGCUGAACAUACUGACUUUGUUCAUAUUUAUGACUUGAGUAAAAGAGUCUUUGAGGAACGUCAAGAAGUUGAUAUUUUUGGAGAUAUAUCCGGAAUGACAUUUACAAAGGUAAGCGCAUAUCGGUUAAAGGACAACUUGACCGAUUCCUGGCAGGACUGCGAAAGCAUGUUUAUCGGUAUUCGAGAUAAUGAAUAUGGAGGAAUCAUGGAGUUGGAAAGAGAGAAGUAUGAUAUUCUGAACGUACUGAAUAAACAAAUAGGGCGAUAAUGUGAAAUGUCUCUAAAUGGUAAU
This is a messenger RNA of Galdieria sulphuraria, 1551 nucleotides long. RefSeq lists its product as hypothetical. Bases 52 to 1527 code for a protein of 491 amino acids. The record is from RefSeq and is a predicted model, not a curated record. The transcript has a single exon. NCBI's taxonomy places the organism in Eukaryota, Rhodophyta, Bangiophyceae, Galdieriales, Galdieriaceae. Gene Ontology annotation, molecular function: protein binding.